AUGCCAACACAGCUGGUGGGGCAGGACAAUCAUGCCAAUGAUGUACGGGUUAAGACAGUGUUUAGUGGUGAUGUUAUGAUUACUUAUAUUAAUCACAACAUAACCCUUGAUGAGUUUACUCAGGAGAUGGUGGCAAUAUGUCGUUUUGCACCAGAUCAGGUGUUUACUAUGAAGUGGGUGGAUGAAGAAGGAGACCCAUGUACUAUAUCUACUCAGCUGGAGCUGGAUGAGGCGUUGCGGCUUUAUGAACUGAACCGGGAUUCCGAACUGACUGUUCAUGGUGAGUAA
Molecule: messenger RNA, 288 nt
Organism: Leptosia nina
Lineage: Eukaryota; Metazoa; Arthropoda; Insecta; Lepidoptera; Pieridae
Source: the annotation of a GenBank genome assembly